UAAUAUUUCAGACAAUAAUUUAGAACAUAGUUCAACUGAAACAAAUAAUUCCAGUAAUAAAAGGGUUGAAAAAUAUGUAGUUUCUUUACCUAAGAAUAACAAACAAAAAGCCAAAUCUUCUAUUUUAUCUUGUCAUAUUCGUAAUUCUAAAAAAAAGGUAUUUUAUGAUGUAAACAAAAAUAGAAUGUUCUGUACAUUAUGUAUGGCUCAUGGUCAAAAAAACGAAUUUGCUAAAGCAACUAAAG
Messenger RNA from Funneliformis caledonium, 245 nucleotides. The record is from the annotation of a GenBank genome assembly. Lineage: Eukaryota; Fungi; Glomeromycota; Glomeromycetes; Glomerales; Glomeraceae.